Molecule: messenger RNA, 1682 nt
Organism: Uloborus diversus
Lineage: Eukaryota; Metazoa; Arthropoda; Arachnida; Araneae; Uloboridae
Product: pancreatic lipase-related protein 2-like
Exons: 8
Coding region: 56-1570 (504 amino acids)
Biological process (GO): lipid metabolic process
Molecular function (GO): carboxylic ester hydrolase activity; lipase activity
Source: RefSeq, a predicted model, not a curated record
UUUCUCACUAACUUUUCGGCAGCUUGUCGGUUCACAUGUUCAUUGCUAAACCCAAAUGAUGCUAUACAGCUUGGUAGUAGCGGUCUUAUUGGUGCAUACUCAGGCAUCUCUUCCCAAAGGUGAAAAUUCGGACGGCAGUGUAGAUAUCUAUCCAUACGUGAUCCAGUCGUUGCGCGAGCUGAAGUUGAAACGGUUGGAAAACGUUGAUCCAGAUGGCGUCCAACGUGCAUCCAGUGUGUGCUACGACGAGCUGGGCUGCUUCGACAAAGACGGCACUUUCAAACACUUGAAGCAGCUACCGGAGCCUCCGGAAUCUGUGAACACUCACUUUCUGCUGUACACCAGGAAGAAUCCCCAUAAGCCCCAGAUCAUGGACUAUACGAAACCAGAAACGGUGAAAAAAAGUAACAUCAAUCCAAAAGCGCCCGUUAAGUUUAUCACGCACGGCUUUGGGGGAAAAAAUAAUUUAACGUGGAUCUGGCAAAUGAAAUCGGCCCUUCUGGAAAAGGAAGACGUAAAUGUGAUCGUUAUCGACUGGAGCCUUGGGGCCCGCGUUCCAAACUACAUAGCUGCAGCCGUGAAUACGGAAUUGGUUGGUGCUCAAGCAGCCGUCCUCUACUACAUCAUCAAGGAUAAUUUCGGGAUUCAAGAAAAAGAUCUGCACGUCAUCGGGUUCAGCUUGGGAGCUCAGGUCGUCGGGUUCAUAGGGAAACGAAUGAAGGAGAUGAGAGGCACGAGACCUGGAAGAGCAACAGGCCUGGAUCCUGCAAGUCCGCUCUUUGAGGAUUACGAAGAUGUGCACUUGUCAAAGGAGGAUGCAGAUUUCGUAGACGUCGUCCACACCAACGCCGACAGUCUGCUGUAUGGUGGCGUAGGAAUGGGGAAAGCAGUUGGCCAUGUGGACUAUUACCCCAACGGUGGCAAGAGGCAACCAGGAUGCAAAAGUACUAUUGGGGGACUUUUUAACGACAUUUUCACUGGAGAUAAUGCGAAACUCUGCAACCACCAGCGAGCAGCAUAUCUCUUCACGUCCAGCAUCCGCAGCGAGAGGAACUGCCAAUUCACGACUUACAAGUGUGACGACUAUGAGACCUUCCAGAAAGGCGAGUGCCUCAGCUGUCAGAAGGACAGUUGUGGAAAGAUGGGUUACAAGGCAGAAGGGUCCGGAACUUACUAUCUGGUGACAAAGGCAGAGCCACCCUAUUGUACUGAUAUCAUGAAGCUAAGCGUUCGUUUUUCUAAGGACAUUAAGAAAUCUUAUGGAGUGAUUGUUCUGACUUUAACUGGACCUGAUGGUCAGAAAGAAAACAUAACAUUACCUGGAAAGAAUGACAAAUUAACUCCUGGAGAUGAAAAGGUUUUAAUAAUGGCCCUGGAAGAGAAGUUUACACCUAUAAAAGAAGUAACCGCCUUAUACAUGAAAAAAAGCGGAUGGCUGGCAAAAGGGACGGAUACAUUUAGCAUUGAAAUUGUCUCGUUUUUAAACAGCCGAGGAAAAUACCUUUUCAAAACCUGCACAGAAAAUAUAGUUUUAAAUGACAAUGAGUAUAAAACUUUGAAGCCCUGUUGAAGCUUGAGUUUAUUUUCAAUGAACAAGCUGGCCAUUUCCUCAAGCUGCUGGUUUUCCAAAUUUAGCACUGCAUUGGUGCACGAAGUUUCUGUAAAUGGAAUUGAAGUGACAU